GACAUCUGUGUGGUAAGGAUAGUUUUUUUCAACGUAUUUUCUAGUGUCAGUGUGACUGUGAACUUGUGUGUAACACUCCUACAAGACGCCUGUGAACUGAUAUACUACUGAAAUGUUUGAACUGGAGAGAAGGAGACCACUAACUGAUUUACAAAUUAAACAACGUUUAACAAAAUUACCAGUUCUAGAACAGUUUGAUUUCCUUCGUGCAUCUGAUAUCCUGUUGAAUAAAGAAUCUGAGAUCACACUUGAAUUAUUUGCCAAUUUAAGAGGGAGUCUGCAUAAUGCACUAAUCAAUAUUAAAAGCGAUUUGACAUCUAAUGAUUUGGAAGAUGAAGAAGAAAAACCACUUAAUUAUGAAAAUACCAUUUUAUCAUUUGAUACUUCAACAAAAAUUGGUCAGAAGUUAGCUUCUAUCGCAUCGAUCUUUAUGGGUGGUUUAAAGACAUCAGAAGCUGACAACAAGACUGAUGAAAGCACAGAUAAGACAAAGCAGAAAAGAGAUGAAAAUCUUUCAGCUAGAAGAUCCGGUAAAUUUGCCAAAGUCGUAACUUCAUUAAAAGAUCCGAAGAGACGUGCUGCCGCUGCUACUGCUGCUGCUGCUGCAGGUACAACUGGUCAAAUGAAUCAAAUCCCUGAAUUACCAGAACAUGAACAUGAUAAACAAGCAAGAUCUUAUUUAAAAGAACGUCUGUAUGGGGAUUUAGGUGAAGCAUCAAAAAGGGAACAGGAGAUACUAAUGCAGAAAAUGAAACUACAAUCGUUGAAAUUCACUUCUGAAUCUGCAAGACAACAAGAUAUCAUUAAUGAAAGAAUUAGAGAGGCUAAAAGUCGUAAAUUGAAAUUGGAGAAUGUUAAUACCGAUGAAACUGUUGGUCAGUUGCUGGAGAUAAACAAAGAGAUGGACGACAUUUAUCAAAAAGAUCGCGAAGAACAUGAAAAAGUACUCAAAGCCCGCAUAGAGGAACAAAAGAAAUCCGAUAGUAACAGUGAAGAAAGGAUCCAAGAGAAACGAUCUAAAGCUGCUGAAAGUAGAGCAUUGAAAAAGAAACGUCCUUUACCUAUUCUUGAAGAUUUAGAGAAAUACGAAGCUGAUGUUGAAACUGGCAGUAUACCUUCUACAUCGCAAGGGAGUGAAAAUGCUCAAAGGUCUGGAAAGAAAGUGUGAAUAGUGAUGGGCAAAGGCUAAAAUAAAAAUGGUGAACUCCUACAGAACACUUUCAAUUCAUUCUUCACAUAUAUAUUCAAAUAAUUCAACCAGUUGCUGUUCUCUUUUCUCUCUGUGUUUUACAAACUAGUCUGUAUUACUUUUGUGCCAGGAAUCGGAAUACUAAAUUCUAAUAUAUAUUUAUAUAAAAUUAUUGUUCGUUUUUAUUUUUGACAAAAUAAAAUGACUGCAUGGAAGAUUAUAUCAUGAGCUGACAUCAUUUAGAGAAUCAUUGGAAAACCACCUGGGAGUAC
Trichobilharzia regenti is the source of this 1461-nucleotide messenger RNA. NCBI's taxonomy places the organism in Eukaryota, Metazoa, Platyhelminthes, Trematoda, Strigeidida, Schistosomatidae. The record is from the annotation of a GenBank genome assembly.